AUGGUUCGUCAGGUGGAUGACGCCAUAAGGGCGCGUCGCAUCGACGACGGGGAUAUGCAAGUUGCAUUUGCCCAAUCAAAUCUGGCAGGACGUGCCAAGACUUGGGCACUGGGGCUCAAGCUGCACGACCCAUAUGCGUUUGGGUCGUUGGAAGUCUUCAAGUCGCGGCUCAGACAAACGUUUGAACCGCCUAGAGCUGAGUUCAGGGCUCGAACCGAACUCUUGAAGCUCAAGCAGAGUUCCAAUCCGGUGGAUGAACACACGUUGGUUUCGGUGUUCAUGCAGGGUCUUGAGGAUGGUCCCGUCAAGACUCACCUGUUCCGGCUUGAACUAGAUUCACUAGAACAAGCCAUUUCCAUUGCGGAGCAGGAAGACUUCAGUCUGAGACAGGCUCGCGCCAGCUCGACAUCAUAUCGUCAACCGAGACGAUAUGACAACGGAAGAUCCAGAGCCGAUGGAACUCUGUUAUGUAGAGAGCGAGAAGACUCGCUCUACAGGCUACAAGAAGUUGCAGAGAUGCAACAGAUGUCAAAGACAGGACACUACGCUUACGAGUGUGGUGCCCCUCGUCCAGUGUCUCGCGACACUGGGCGUAGUGACCGUCCACCCAUGAGAAAGGGGCAGGGACGAGGGUCCGCAGUUGGUGCAAAGACGCAACAACGGGAUGGACCGUCAAAAAACGGACAGGAUCAGUAG
Molecule: messenger RNA, 696 nt
Organism: Peronospora matthiolae
Lineage: Eukaryota; Oomycota; Peronosporomycetes; Peronosporales; Peronosporaceae
Source: the annotation of a GenBank genome assembly